Molecule: messenger RNA, 1125 nt
Organism: Penicillium pulvis
Lineage: Eukaryota; Fungi; Ascomycota; Eurotiomycetes; Eurotiales; Aspergillaceae
Gene: rad14
Product: DNA repair protein RAD14
Exons: 3
Coding region: 1-1125 (374 amino acids)
Biological process (GO): UV-damage excision repair; nucleotide-excision repair, DNA damage recognition; base-excision repair
Cellular component (GO): nucleotide-excision repair factor 1 complex
Molecular function (GO): damaged DNA binding
Source: RefSeq, a predicted model, not a curated record
AUGUCAGCAGAGCGGCCUUCAACACCUCCGCGGCAGAGCCCUGCGGGGCCUGGGCAACUCCCUCGAGGCCCCAUUACUCCCGAGCAGCAGCGGAAGAUUGAAGAGAAUCGCAUGAAAGCCAAAGCACUGCGGGAGCUGCGAGAAGCUGGGCGCUCGUCACCCGCCACUACAGGACCCCGAACCUUACAAGCCACCCAAGGAGUUAAACGCUCGUUCAACUCGAUGACUGCAUCCAACCCUGCAUCGAUGCGUGAUGCGCGCUCAGAUGCGCCCUCGGCUAAUCGUCCGCUGGAUACGAUUAAACCUGCCCGCAACUUCACUUCCUCAUAUGUUGACUUUGAUUUCAGUAAGAUGACUGAUACGAAGGGUGGAUUCCUGAGCCAUGAAGAUGAUCCAUUCAAUAAGGCGCUACAUGUCCCCGAUGGGAAGGAACAAAAGCCAGCGCAUAUGACACAGAAGGAAUGGGAGCGUCAUCAACUACUAUUGGCCUUAAAGCGGAACCAUGAAGGGCCUUUUGAGCCCGGCUUGAGUGUACUGGAUGACAAGACCAAGCAAAAGGUCUGUCGCGAAUGUGGUAGUCUAGAAAUUGACUGGAAAUGGGAAGAGGAGCUCCGAUGCCGUAUCUGUCAUGCAUGCAAAGACAAAUACCCGGAGAAGUACAGCCUCCUCACCAAGACCGAGGCGAAAGAAGACUAUCUUCUUACUGAUCCUGAGUUGCGAGAUGAAGAGCUUCUCCCCCGUCUCGAAAAACCCAAUCCGCACAAGUCAACUUGGAAUAACAUGAUGCUGUAUCUUCGGUACCAAGUCGAGGAAUAUGCGCUAUCGGAUAAGAAAUGGGGCUCCGCUGAGGCGCUGGAUGCCGAAUUCGAACGGCGCGAAACUGAUAAAAAGAAACGACGUGAAGCCAAGUUCAAGACCAAGCUGCAAGACCUAAAGAAACGCACCCGAGUUGAAGCCUACCGUCGCAAUCGACAAGGGGCUUCUGGUGGUGAGUUUGGGGAUGACCUCAGUAGUAACCGGAAACAUGUGCACGAAUGGGGUCGACCCAUCGAUAAUCCUGAGACGGGCAUGCCGGUUAAGACGUGUGUUGGCUGUGGCAUGGAGGUCGAAGAAUUGGAGUUUUGA